AUGAAGCUCAACUUCAAAUCCAGGCUUCGACAUGUCUGCAAACGCCGUCCCCAACCACGCAGCACGACUCAAUAUCAAACCCAGCCAUCUUGCGCCUUUCUUCAACUGCCUGCAGAGAUUCGGAAUGACAUAUACAAGCUCGUACUGGUCACCACUGACAGCAUUUCUCUCCACCUUAACAACCUCCCACAGCCCGCCCUGACCACAGCCUGCCGCCAAAUUCAAGCCGAAGCGCUCCCGAUCUUCACAUGGAACAACACCUUCGUCCUCAACUGGACUAUGAGCAACCGAGGGAUCUUGCGCAGUUCCACCAACCCAGGCACCCUCAGCUGGACUAAACGCACCAGCGCUAUUGCAUUCUUCCAAACCAUCGAGUUCCGUUCAAGAACGACCGCAAAACUGUUCUCCCAGACACCAUUGCACUCAUUCAUGAUAAAGCUCCCACUACCCGGCGAGGACGAAGUGUUGUCCUUCCACCACAGGGAGUACUGUCCCGACACGAACACACACAACUUCAGCGAUUGCAGAUAUUAUCAGAAAACCCUGAACUCAAGCGCCGAAAGCCUCAACAAAGUAACUACCGAUCACCGAGCCCAAGGCGUCGCCGGCUUGAUAGAGAUUGGGCAUGCCAUGCCGAAAGUUUUGGCAGGGCGCGGAGACAGGGUGUGGUGGAGCGUGCUCGGGCUGACUGCUCUCAAUCGGAUUGGAGCUAGCGAUAAGAUAUGGUGCUCGUGGGUCCUUCUGUACGAGGACAGCGAUGAGGAGGAGGAGGAGGAGGAGGAUGAUGAUGUGGAUGAUGAGAACCGCGAACCUGAGAUUGCGAGGCAGCUGAUGGAGUAUAGUUCCACAAUGGUGCUUAGCGACCUCUGA
This is a messenger RNA of Fulvia fulva, 870 nucleotides long. RefSeq lists its product as uncharacterized. The transcript has a single exon. The record is from RefSeq and is a predicted model, not a curated record. Lineage: Eukaryota; Fungi; Ascomycota; Dothideomycetes; Mycosphaerellales; Mycosphaerellaceae. Bases 1 to 870 code for a protein of 289 amino acids.